AUGCCUUGCCUGCUAAGACCGGCUGUGCUAAAUCAAUCAUCGUUCAUGGGCUGCUUGAUGCUGGAGGAAUAUACCGAAUGGCAACAAUCAUGGGUGAGCAAUGAAAUUUUAAGGGAUAAUAUCAUAAAAGCACGUGAUAUGACCAUCGAGAACUGCCUGAGUCAUGUAGGUUUGUUUUUCUUUGUCAAACACGGCGUGAAGGUAGGGGCAGCCCGGCGAUUCGUACGUGACAUUGGUCUUUGGGUGAAACGACGCGGAGAAGUUACUUGCAGCGAAAAUACUAGCAAUUCAGUCUAG
Penicillium vulpinum is the source of this 297-nucleotide messenger RNA. RefSeq lists its product as uncharacterized. Lineage: Eukaryota; Fungi; Ascomycota; Eurotiomycetes; Eurotiales; Aspergillaceae. The record is from RefSeq and is a predicted model, not a curated record. The transcript has 2 exons. The coding region runs from base 1 to 297 and encodes 98 amino acids.